Homarus americanus (American lobster) is the source of this 3159-nucleotide messenger RNA. Its product is annotated as EIN3-binding F-box protein 1-like. The coding region runs from base 143 to 1555 and encodes 470 amino acids. Gene Ontology annotation, biological process: SCF-dependent proteasomal ubiquitin-dependent protein catabolic process. The transcript is spliced from 9 exons. Gene Ontology annotation, cellular component: SCF ubiquitin ligase complex. The record is from RefSeq and is a predicted model, not a curated record. NCBI's taxonomy places the organism in Eukaryota, Metazoa, Arthropoda, Malacostraca, Decapoda, Nephropidae.
UUUGUUUGUGCCAGCGACCUCCAGUGUUAGUGAGUGUAAACAAACGCUCCUCAGUUGAACUACCCAGGUGAUUACUCUCCCAUAUACCAGGAACUAAAUAAUCUUGAAAUUGGAAUUUGUGGAACUAGUUUUGAGGUGAAGUAUGCCUCCCAGGAAACAGGUUGAGAGCCUGGAGCAUAUGUGCUUCAUGGUGAUGGCUGGAACUCUUCAUCGACUUGCUGUUGAAUUAGAAGAAGAACCAGAAAGUUGCCAAGUUUCUGCAGAAGAAUUAUCCUCCACAGUAGCAUCACUUCCUGCUGUCAUAAAUGAAAAUAUGAUAACCAAAGUCAUUGAAACAAUUCAUCAAACUGUGAGUAGGACUCGAAGGACUAUUGGAAUGCGAACGUGUCUUGAGGUGUUGCUUCAACCACAUGUACAGAGACUAGACUUGAGUGGGCUCUUCUUCAAAAUGCGACUUCCCGUGGCUAUUAAUAUGACCAUAAGAAACGUUGUACGUGAACAAGUGGGAAGCAUGAAAAAUCUUAUGAUUCUCAAUAUGGUCAGCAAAUGCAGUGAUGAAAUUCUGUGCAUUGUCAGCCAAAAAUGUCCAAAUAUUACUGAGGUGAUUGUAUCUAUCUCUGAUCUUGUUACUGAUGAAGGACUUAAAGCUCUAGCUCUAGGGUGUCCCAAACUUGAAAAACUGGGUAUCUCUAAAUGCUGGGAGGUAACAACAGAUGGUAUUGCCUAUGCUCUGCAGUAUGGCAAGAACUUACAAAAGUUACAGUGUGAUCAGCUGGGUGCUGUCAUGAUCAACAGGUUUAAAAAAUCCAAUACCACAUUUAAGUUGACACAUUUUGAGCAAACUCAGACUUUAUUUGAACCACAAGAGGAAGAAAUUGCCUGGGUUGGGGGUGCCUGUCCAUGUCUAGAGUCUGCCAGCUUGUUCGUGGAUGAUGAAAGUUUAGCGCUGGUCCCACAGUUGGGUGAUAUUAGAGUUCUUGAAAUAGAGACAUCAGCUAUUUUGGGAAAUGGGUUUGUUAAGGCCAUAACAAAUCUUGGGGUAUCACUUCUAACUCUACAGCUAAACUGUGAUGAAGUUAACCAAGAAAAAAUUGUUCUGCUUGGUAAAUGCUGUCCCUGCCUGACAACCCUGCACCUCACCACAGCAACAGUAGAGGGAGAUGAGCUGCUCAUUAAUCCAGGCCAGCUGUUCUCGUCUCUCACUGCAUUGCACCUACAAGUUUGGAAAGAAACUGUCAUAAGUAAUGAAUGUGUUGAAUUUUUCCUCAUGUGGUGUCAUAAGCUGGAGUCUGUGGUCCUUAAAGCUGAGCUGGAAUUCCUCACUGACCAGUACUUGAAACGGAUCCUUGCAGCUAACCCUCUCACAGAAGCCAAACGCAUCAUCAUUGCAUCUGAGAAACACGUACCACUUACAUUGGAGAGUGUAUACAGACUGAUGGCUUCCUGUCCAUCUCUUGAAAAUCUUGGAAUCUCAUCCUGGGAUAUCACCGAGGAAGAAUUCUUCAAGAUCCGUGAUGAUGUCAGGAAGAACAAUUACAAUUUUAUGAUUUCCUAAAGGGCUCUCCUGCUUCACCUAGCAAUCUCCAUCAUCACUGAUCAGUUAAAUGAUCAAGUGCUGGAAAGUGAAAAAAAUUAUACCGGUGAAGACUUUUGGUGUUGGCUUAAACACUACAUAUCUGUAUUUAUGGUUCCUUUAUAUUAUCUUCAGGUGAUCUGCUUCUAAAACUUGAUAACUGUGGUUUUAUAUUUAAUGUUAAAGAUGGUUGUACACUCAAACCUUGUUAAUUCAAAGUAGUCGAGGCUCCGGGUUGAUUGAAUUAUCACAAAAUAUCAAAUUACCCAAAUUACAACACAAUUCUGGAUUUUUUACAAACUUGCCGACAAUUCAAAAGAAAUUAGUGAUUUGCACAGGAUAUGUGUUCUGACGUUUGAUACUGGGAAACCUAGCAUGAGAAAAACCCUAACACUGUCUUAAUAAUAAUAUACUUUACAGUACUGUACUGUAUUCUGUAAUCAGUAGACAUUUUUAAAUUAACUUGAAUAAAUGUACAGAACAGUAUAUAUUAACCCUUAGGCCCUGGGUAACGUUCCAGAACGUUCGCCUAUUCCCGCCACUGUUUUAUUAUUUUUGGAAAAGUUGAUUUUUUCUCGAUUUAUCUGGGGGUGUUCUGCCAGCAGCACCCCUAACCCGGGGCUUAAGGGUUAAAUGUUUGUGUAAUGCAUGUACUGUAUUAUAAAACAGUAAUAUUGUACACACUGUGCAGUUUAUUUUAUAAUUAAUAUUAUUUAUAACAUUAUAGAUAUUGGAAUAACUUCAACCAAAUUUAAGGUUUGGGGGGCAUAUGUUUCUGGUUUUAAUAUUAUUUUUUGUUUUUUCAUUUUUACUACGCCAGUGAUUUUUUUUUGGGGGGGGAGGGGGCUGUAUAAAGUACAGGUAGUGUAUUUCAAUUGUGAGACCUUAAACUAAUGGCAUUUUUAAAAGUUUUUAUUUCAUAGGAACACAUUCUCAUUAUAUAAAGAAAGUCAGACAAAUUCAAAUUUUUUCCAAACCAUGAAAUGUCACAAAAUCCAUCACAACAAAAAUAUCAAGUUUUCCCCAAAUUUUUUAUAAUAAAUAUGGAACUAGCAAGGGUCAGUGUACUAGGUAUCAUCCAAAGACACAAGGGAAUGCUUUUAAAAGACUGUUGCUCGUACUGUAUAUUGCUUAUUGGCUUCACUUUCAAACAAAAUGGUAAAAAAAUAAAAAUAAAAUAAAAAUGGAAACCAUGCCAGUAGUUACCCACCAUAGAUUUAAAUAUAUUGGUUGUAUUUUUGUAAGUAUUGUAGAUACCCAAACAAACAGAAUAUAAUGCUCACUCAGUAUUUGUAAGUCAUGUUCACUGAAGUAUGAGAGACCCAUGAUGAAUGGUAACAACUUCAUACCUUAAUAAAUUACGAUGGGCAGUACAGUACGGUACUUAAAAAACACGAAAUGUUUAUCAUAUUAAAUCAAAAUGUCUCGGGUUUUUCCACUGAUCUUAAAAUAUUUGGAAAUUUUUUUUGGGGGUGAAGGAUUAGUUGGGGAGUUGACCAUAUUCUGUGGGUUUCUUGUCUGGUUCAUAUCAGCACCACUGGAUAUUUUUUCCUGCGGUAUGUGAAAAAAAAAAAUUUCCCAAGUAA